Aspergillus brunneoviolaceus CBS 621.78 is the source of this 1056-nucleotide messenger RNA. RefSeq names its product 5-formyltetrahydrofolate cyclo-ligase. The record is from RefSeq and is a predicted model, not a curated record. The transcript is spliced from 3 exons. Gene Ontology annotation, cellular component: mitochondrion. Gene Ontology annotation, molecular function: 5-formyltetrahydrofolate cyclo-ligase activity. Lineage: Eukaryota; Fungi; Ascomycota; Eurotiomycetes; Eurotiales; Aspergillaceae. The coding region runs from base 255 to 977 and encodes 240 amino acids. Gene Ontology annotation, biological process: tetrahydrofolate interconversion; folic acid-containing compound biosynthetic process.
CUUGAACGGGGGGCGGAUGCGGUACAGUCAGGACCUUAGGUAUGUGCAACAACCAGGGCCCUGCCGAUCAACAACCAUGCACAUCAUGGCAACAUGCCAAGCCACGCGGUUCCAGUCAUUGCGAUAUCUCAGACACUGCUCCAGACAAUAAGCGGAACUUCCUAUAUUCAUCAUCCUAUCUCAAUUAGAAUCCACUGGUAAUCCGCCCACAACUAUCUCCUGUCAAUAUUUGUCCCUAUCCCUCGAUCUCAAGGAUGAUGGCUGGUCUACAGGCGGCGAAGAAGGACCUCCGGCGGAGAAUGCGGGAUGCGCUGCACAAGAUCCCCGCCGACUCCAUCACAAAUCAAUCCAGAGUCGCCGCCAACAGGCUGUUUGCUCUUCAGGAAUACCAGGAUGCGAGGAGGAUAGGGGUUUAUCUCUCCAUGCCGGCAGGGGAAUUAUCCACCACGGCCAUCGUUCGGGAUGCUCUGGCAAGUGGUAAGGAGGUCUUCGUGCCCUACAUACACAAGCUAGAGUUAUCGGAACAGUCGAGGACCUCCGUUAUGGACAUGCUCAAGUUAGAGUCGAUGGAAGAAUUCGAGGCUCUCCAGCCCGACAAAUGGGGGAUUCCGUCGCUGCCCGAGGUCCAAGUACUCAGGAAGAUGAAUUGCUUUGGGGGCAAAGGAGUCUCGCCCCAGCCAGAAGACGCUACAAAAGGACCUUACGGGCUCGACUUGAUUGUGAUGCCAGGAAUGGCAUUUGAUGAAGGGCUCAGGAGAUUAGGGCAUGGUAAAGGCUAUUAUGAUCAUUUUCUGACAAGGUAUUCAAGAGAGGGGGCUGCAGGUGGGUCAACAAAGCCGAAGUUGCCCUUCCUUGUUGCCCUAUCUCUCAAGGAGCAAAUGCUUCCCCCGACCGAAGAGAUACCGGUAGCGGAUCAUGACUGGCCUGUAGACAUGCUCAUCGUCGGUGAUGACCGGUCUCUGGUGCGCCAACACUGAUUUUCCGGGAAAGCGAGUCAUAUCGAUCCAUAGGUUCGUCUAUUUUGCUAGAAAUGCAAUAUUUGUUUCCCAGCGACAU